Molecule: messenger RNA, 728 nt
Organism: Medicago truncatula (barrel medic)
Lineage: Eukaryota; Viridiplantae; Streptophyta; Magnoliopsida; Fabales; Fabaceae
Product: mavicyanin
Exons: 2
Coding region: 83-571 (162 amino acids)
Cellular component (GO): plasma membrane
Molecular function (GO): electron transfer activity
Source: RefSeq, a predicted model, not a curated record
AAAAGAUACUAAAUGCACUUCCAAAUAGCCUUUCUCUUCUAAUACGCAUAGGGGCAUUUGAUACACAAAGACCAAUAAAAACAUGCCUCAAAUAACAAACGUAACAAUUAUCAUUGUAAUCAUUGUGGUUGCAAUGUCACUACAAACCAUAGAAGCUGAAGAUUACACAGUAGGAGGAGAUGUCAUAGGUUGGACUAGUUUUCCUCCUGGUGGUACUUCUUUCUAUUCAAAAUGGGCUGCAAAUUUCACAUUCAAAUUAAAUGACAAUCUAGUAUUCAACUAUGAAUCUGGAAGCCACAGUGUGGUUAUACUUAACAAAGCUAACUAUGAAGAGUGUAAUGUCAAUGACAAAAAUAUCCAAACCUUUAAUCAAGGACCAACCAAAAUAACCUUGGAUCACAUUGGGAAUUUUUUCUUUAGUUGCACGUUAUCAGGUCAUUGCUCCUUCAGGUUAAAGUCACUGGACCAGGUGUUUACUGCUCUUCCACCACAGAGUUCAACCACACCUAUGGCUGCUACUUUCACUCUUGUCUUCAUUACUAUUGCCUUCAAUUUUUUGUCUCAUAUUUAAGUUACUCACUAGUAAAUGUACUACCUCUAUGACUAUCCUUUUAUUAGAAGCUGCUUUUGCAAUUUUCAUGUAUAUUAAUAAAUAUAUUGUAUUUUGAGUCCAAAAAAAAAUAUUGUAUUUGAUGUUUGUAUUUUGUGUAUGAAAUUUGCUUAAAACA